AUGGAAGAUGAGGUAGACGAACGUCCAUAUCACACUAGAAGUAGGGGUAGAAAGGACAAAUUAGUGCAGGACGCUGUGUUUUCUGACGACUCCUUGGUGACAGAUGAUGAGGAAUACGGGGAUAUUGCGCCUGAAAUAGACGAUAAUGUGCUAGAUGAAGAGGAGGAGGAGGAGCUCAGGGAGGAGCUCAUGAAAUCUGGAGACUCGGCUCCUAAGGUGAACCCGUUAUUGUCUAGAAAGAGUAAAAAAAGUGCGUUAUCGGGAGGUUCUUCAAAGGCAGCAGCAGCUGCUGCUGCAGCUGCUGCUGGUAGUGGGAUGAACCAUAAGCUAGCACAGAAGGAUGACUUUUUACAUGCACAUCUGGAUGAUAUUCCUCCGGAUUUUGAGCCGGAUGUGGUUUCUGGGAUGUUCAAGUCUAAUGACUUUAGUUAUUUGAAAUUGAAACCGGACCAUGCGUCUCGCCCACUUUGGAUCUCUCCUAAUGACGGACGGGUGAUCUUGGAAUCAUUUUCGCCGCUAGCUGAACAAGCACAGGAUUUCCUUGUUACGAUCGCAGAACCGGUGUCAAGACCUUCGCAUAUCCACGAAUACAGAAUUACGGCAUAUUCGCUUUAUGCCGCAGUUUCUGUUGGUUUGGAGACAGAGGAUAUCAUCUCGGUUUUAGAUAGAUUAUCCAAGGUCCCAGUGGCACCCUCAAUUGUGAACUUCAUCAAGAGUGCUACUGUGUCGUACGGUAAGGUCAAAUUAGUUAUCAAGCACAAUAGAUAUUUCGUUGAAACGUCGCAGGCAGACAUCUUGCAGAUGUUGUUGAACGAUCCGAUCAUUGGGAAUUUGAGAAUCGAUACUGAUGCAGCAAUCGACGCAGCAGCAGCAAAAAAGAAACUAACGGAUAGCGCCAUUGAAACCCAAGGUGUGAACCCGAACGACGUGAAGGCCGUGUUUUCUGCGGUUGUGGGUUCUAAUAAAGAAUUAGAGGAAGAAGAUGACGAUAUCGAUGCCGUGCAUGCAUUUGAAAUUGAUAACGCCUCCGUCGAAAUCGUGAAGAAAAGAUGUCAAGAACUCGAUUACCCAGUGUUGGAAGAGUACGAUUUCAGAAACGAUCACAGAAAUCCAGAUUUGGAUAUCGAUUUGAAACCAUCUACACAGAUCAGACCAUACCAGGAAAAGUCAUUGAGUAAGAUGUUUGGUAAUGGUCGUGCCAGAAGUGGUAUCAUCGUGUUGCCCUGUGGUGCAGGGAAAACCUUGGUCGGUAUCACGGCUGCCUGUACCAUUAAGAAAUCUGUCAUUGUGCUCUGUACUUCGUCUGUGUCUGUUAUGCAAUGGAGACAACAGUUCCUUCAGUGGUGUACUUUGCAACCGGAAAAUGUUGCAGUCUUUACGUCGGAUAACAAGGAAAUGUUCCAAACAGAGUCUGGUCUCGUGGUCUCAACCUAUUCAAUGGUGGCUAACACAAGAAAUAGGUCUUAUGACUCGCAAAAAGUUAUGGACUUCUUAACCGGUAGAGAAUGGGGGUUCAUCAUCUUAGAUGAAGUGCAUGUGGUUCCAGCUGCCAUGUUCAGAAGAGUCGUUUCUACUAUCGCAGCACAUGCAAAAUUGGGUCUAACGGCUACUUUGGUUCGUGAAGAUGACAAGAUUAGUGAUUUGAAUUUCUUGAUUGGUCCAAAGUUAUACGAAGCCAACUGGAUGGAACUCUCACAGAAAGGUCACAUUGCCAAUGUCCAGUGUGCUGAAGUUUGGUGUCCGAUGACAGCAGAGUUCUACCAGGAGUAUUUGAGAGAAAACGCUAGAAAGAGAAUGUUGUUAUACAUCAUGAACCCAACUAAGUUCCAAGCUGCCCAGUUCUUGAUUCAAUACCACGAAAGAAGAGGUGACAAGAUUAUCGUGUUUUCGGAUAACGUUUAUGCGCUCCAAGAAUAUGCCUUGAAGCUCGGUAAACCUUUCAUUUAUGGAUCCACUCCUCAACAAGAACGUAUGAACAUUCUUCAGAAUUUCCAAUAUAAUGACCAAAUCAAUACAAUUUUCUUAUCGAAGGUUGGUGACACCUCGAUUGAUUUGCCUGAGGCUACAUGUUUAAUUCAAAUAUCCUCGCAUUACGGUUCUAGACGUCAAGAAGCCCAAAGACUAGGUAGAAUUUUAAGAGCUAAGAGGCGUAACGACGAAGGUUUCAACGCUUUCUUCUAUUCGUUGGUCUCGAAAGAUACCCAAGAAAUGUAUUACUCUACCAAGAGACAAGCUUUCUUAGUCGAUCAAGGUUAUGCUUUCAAAGUUAUUACUCAUCUUCACGGUAUGGAAAACUUACCAAACUUGGCUUAUUCAUCUGCUAGAGAACGUAGAGAACUACUACAAGAAGUUCUUCUCAAAAAUGAAGAAGCAGCUGGUAUCGAAGUUGGUGAUGACAACGAUAAUUACAUAUGGAAGAAUGGAGGUAAAAACAAGAAGGCAAGGAAUAAGUCUAGAGCCGUCAGAAGUGAAGGUUCUUUGGCUGGUUUGGCUGGUGGUGAGGAUAUGGCAUACCUUGAAUACAGCUCUAAUAAAAAUAAGGACUUGAGGGAUCACCAUCCAUUGAUUCGUAAGAUGUAUUACAAGAGUGCGAAUAAAUAA
Molecule: messenger RNA, 2601 nt
Organism: Kluyveromyces marxianus DMKU3-1042
Lineage: Eukaryota; Fungi; Ascomycota; Saccharomycetes; Saccharomycetales; Saccharomycetaceae
Gene: SSL2
Product: TFIIH/NER complex ATPase/helicase subunit SSL2
Exons: 1
Coding region: 1-2601 (866 amino acids)
Biological process (GO): nucleotide-excision repair; transcription initiation at RNA polymerase II promoter
Cellular component (GO): nucleotide-excision repair factor 3 complex; transcription factor TFIIH holo complex; transcription preinitiation complex
Molecular function (GO): hydrolase activity; 3'-5' DNA helicase activity; DNA binding
Source: RefSeq, a predicted model, not a curated record